AUGUCCAUGGAUUGCUUAAGCUACUUCUUUAACUACGAUCCACCUGUCCAGCUCCAGGAUUGCUUUCUUCCCGAUAUGGAUAUGAUUAUCCCUGAAUCUGACAGUUUCUUCCUCGAAUCUCAACCGCAACUCCAGUUCCAUCACCCAUUGCUCCAAGAAGAAGCUCCUUCACAGACCUACUUUGACCCUUUCUGCGACCAGUUUCUUUCUCCCCAAGAAAUCUCUCUCCCUAACCCUAAAACCAAAAUCUUCAGCGAAACACACGACCUUGAUUCCUUCCUCCCUGCGCCAAAGCGCCAGAAACUUGUUAACUCGAGCUACCAUUGUAACACUCACAAUCAUUUCCAGAGCCAUAACCCGAGUUUCUUCGACCCUUUCGGCGACCUUGAAUUCGUUCCAGAAGCUUCUUCCUUCCCGGAGUUUAGAGUUCCAGAUUUUUCGUUAGAGUUCAAAGUAGGCCGAGGAGCUCAAGACGACACCAAGAAACCGACGCUUUCAUCUCAGAGCAUCGCGGCUAGAGAGAGGAGAAGAAGAAUUGCUGACAAGACUCACGAGCUCGGAAAACUCAUACCUGGUGGCCAGAAACUUAAUACGGCCGAGAUGUUCCAGUCCGCCGCUAAGUAUGUCAAGUUCUUGCAGAGUCAAGUUGGGAUUCUACAACUGAUGCAGACCACAAAGAAGGGUAGCUCCAAUGUGCAAUCGGAAACUCAGGUUUUGCUUGAAUCGCAAGCAAUCCAGGAGAAGCUAUCAACAGAGGAAGUGUGUUUGGUUCCGUGUGAAAUGGUUCAAGAUCUAACAGCUCAAGAAACCAUUCUGAGAAACCCUAAGAUUUAUCGAGAGAUCAACAAGCUACUGUCUAGAGAUCUGACUAAGUAGUCUUAGUUUCAAGCCUAAAGUUCUCAAUGCCUAAAUUUGUGUCUG
Molecule: messenger RNA, 921 nt
Organism: Camelina sativa (false flax)
Lineage: Eukaryota; Viridiplantae; Streptophyta; Magnoliopsida; Brassicales; Brassicaceae
Product: transcription factor bHLH53-like
Biological process (GO): regulation of transcription by RNA polymerase II
Cellular component (GO): nucleus
Molecular function (GO): RNA polymerase II cis-regulatory region sequence-specific DNA binding; DNA-binding transcription factor activity, RNA polymerase II-specific; protein dimerization activity
Source: RefSeq, a predicted model, not a curated record